Molecule: messenger RNA, 1284 nt
Organism: Cyclopterus lumpus (lumpfish)
Lineage: Eukaryota; Metazoa; Chordata; Actinopteri; Perciformes; Cyclopteridae
Product: G-protein coupled receptor 22-like
Biological process (GO): G protein-coupled receptor signaling pathway
Cellular component (GO): membrane
Molecular function (GO): peptide binding; G protein-coupled receptor activity
Source: RefSeq, a predicted model, not a curated record
AUGAGCAACAUGACGGUCCUCGAAACAGCUGAACCCUAUGACUUUGACAUGACCUCAGACACGCCCAUCUACCCAAUCAGCUUCCAGGUUUCUCUGACAGGCUUCCUGGUUUUGGAGAUAGUUUUAGGCUUGAGCUCCAACCUCACUGUGCUUGUUCUCUACUGUAUGAAACAGAACCUCAUCAGCUCCGUCUCAAACAUCAUCACUAUGAACCUACAUGUGGUGGAUGUGUUGGUGUGUGUGUGCUGUAUCCCGCUGACAGCAGUGGUGGUGUUGCUUCCUUUGGAGAUGGACACAGCCAUGAUCUGCUGUUUCCAUGAGGCCUGCAUCUCCUUUGCAAGUGUAGCUACUGCUGCUAACGUCCUGGCCAUUACUGUAGACCGCUAUGACAUCUCAGUGCGGCCGGCAAACCGUGUACUUACGAUGGGCCGGGCUGUAGUUCUACUAGGGUCCAUCUGGGCUCUAUCCUUUGUCAGUUUCCUGGUUCCCUUCAUGGAAGUCAGCUUCUUCAUCAACUCUGGGUCAGACCUUGUGAACCAGACAGCAGUCACAGUGGCUCAUCCAAAUGAGUAUUACACAGAGCAGGGUUUGUACUAUCACCUGCUAGCACAAAUCCCAAUAUUCUUUUUUACAGCUGUGGUGAUGCUUGUGACUUACUACAAAAUUCUUCAGGCACUUAAUAUUCACAUUGGUACACGCUUUCAGCACCACUUACCUAGAAAGAAGCAAAAGAGCAAAAACACCAUCUCUCUGAGCACUGCAACACAAGCAGAGUCAACAGACGCUUCACAUAGCAGCACAGGAGUCAGGGCAGGCGGCAAUGCACCUUUGGGCAUGCGGGCGUCAGUGUCAGUCAUAAUUGCGCUCAGACGAGCAGUAAAGCGUCAUCGGGAGAGACGGGAGAGGCAGAAACGAGUCUUCAGGAUGUCUCUUCUCAUAAUCUCCACAUUCUUACUUUGUUGGACCCCAAUAACUGUGCUCAACACCAUCAUCCUGAGCACUGGUUUACACAGUGAUUUAACUGUUCGCCUCCGCUUAGGCUUUCUGGUGAUGGCCUAUGGAACCACUAUCUUUCACCCGCUCCUCUACGCCUUCACUCGACAGAAGUUCCAAAAGGUUUUGAAAAGCAAGAUCAAGAAAAGGGUGUUGUCUGUAGUAGAAGCUGACCCUACGCCAAACAAAGUAGUCAUCCAUAACUCGUGGAUUGAUCCGAGGAGAAAUAAAAAGGUUACCUUUGAGGACACGGAAGCCACAAAAUGUCUAUGCUCACAAGAGGUAGAGUAA